Molecule: messenger RNA, 123 nt
Organism: Funneliformis mosseae
Lineage: Eukaryota; Fungi; Glomeromycota; Glomeromycetes; Glomerales; Glomeraceae
Source: the annotation of a GenBank genome assembly
AUGGCAUUUGAAGAAAUGGGCGGACGAGAUGUAAUAACUUUCAAUCGUCUUGGGGAUAAUCAAAGUAGACUUGUUUAUAUCCAAGCACUCGUCAAUAUUAAAAAGAAUGAAAUGGAAAAAUCG